This is a messenger RNA of Botrytis porri, 1542 nucleotides long. RefSeq lists its product as uncharacterized. Gene Ontology annotation, molecular function: N-acetyltransferase activity. Bases 1 to 1542 code for a protein of 513 amino acids. NCBI's taxonomy places the organism in Eukaryota, Fungi, Ascomycota, Leotiomycetes, Helotiales, Sclerotiniaceae. The record is from RefSeq and is a predicted model, not a curated record. The transcript has 2 exons.
AUGUUCAAGUCUGGCUCAAAGACCAGAGCAGCCGAUAAUAGCAAAAAAAUCAAAACUUUCCGCAAACUAGGUAAUAAGGAAGCUUACCAACUAGCUCUUCAUACACUAGAUUGCAAUCGCAACAAAUCUAUCAUCUGUCGCUAUACAACUCCUCAAAUCUACCUAUCCCAUCCCAAGCGUCUCAUACGUAUUGUCGAGACCGCUAUUAUCGAAGUACUUCUCCUGCAUCCAAUUUUACAAGCUAGGAUAAUCGACGCCGACUCUAAAAAUCCCGCGUGGGAACAACUACAUCAUGCGCAUUUAAAUGAACAUCUCACAUGGCGCUUUUUACAAACACCCGAGGAUUUCGAUGAUGUUUCUAGAAAACUCACUCUUUCGGAAAUCGAUAGCAAGUUUCAUGAAAUUGAAGAUGAGCCAAGGUGGAGGAUCGUUGUUUUGUAUCAGGAAAGAUUUAAUUUACUGGAAGUACUCUUUACAUGGAAUCAGGUAUAUGGCGAUGGAAUCAGCGGGAGGAUUUUCCAAGAAGAUUUAUUUCGACGUCUUAAAAUGGCAGCUCAGCAAGAUGACAUUGGAGAUAUCGCCAUAGAAACUUCUCUCAUUCCACUUCCUACAGUUCCAAACCUUUCUCCUUCCAUCGAAGAACUCCAUAAAUUUUCUCCUGGUAUAUCUUUCCUCGCCAAAAGUCUCUGGCAAACAUUUAUUCUCGCAGCUACAUCACGAAAAAAACUAACUCUAGCUCACUGGGCACCCAUCCAUCUCAUCCCAUACUCCACCCAAUACCGCUCAUUCUCCAUCUCCAGAACCACAAUUUCCGAUCUUCACCUCGCAUUUCACAAGAAGAAAAGUACACUUAUCAGUCUUCUGCACGCACUCAUGAAUAUCUCACUAGCGUCACAGUUAGACGAGAACACAGCAUCUGCAUUUCAAAGCUGUACGACGCUGGAUAUGCGACGAUUUAUAACGUGUACUUCCUCGAGAUCCAAGCAUUCAGGAUUAAAUAUAGAGAGAAUAAUGGGAAAUUACGAGACUUCAGUUUCACAUGGUUUUGUUGAGAGACUUGUAGCCCAGCUACGCGAUAAACUCCCCGGGGAUGGUAAUCAGGAUUUACUUCUUUCCCCCGGACAGCUGAGACAGAUUUGGAAAAUUAGUGCAGGUAUCUGUGCAGAAAUUGAAAAGGAGAUAGCGAGGGGUUUGAAGAAUGGUUCUGCGGAAGCGAUGAGGAUUAUCGGAAACUGGCGACAACGAACAAAAAACACGGCUCAAAAGCCCAGGCAUUUCUCAUGGUCAAUCACAGAUGCUGGAACCUUCGACGGGAAAUCGAAAAUCGAUAACGAGAGUCAGAUAUCGUCUGCGAAAGCUGAUCUGGAAGGAAGAGAUGCAUGGAUACUUCAUGAAGUGGACUUUGCAUCGAGUGCGGAGACUACGGGUGCGGCUUUCAUGAUCUCGCUUAUGAGUAUCAAGGGAGCAGGAUUAUCUGUGGUAUCAGUUGGCAGGAUUGUGUUUGUGAUGUUGCAAUGGGAGAGCGAGUUGCAGAUGAUUUGA